AUGGUUGAUGAAUCAGCAACUAGGACUGUUGCUGGACCAACUAAAGGCACAAAUGUCUUGGUGUCCAAAGCAGAAACAGCCUCAACUUCCCAGAAACCCAAAAAACUGGAGGAAAAUUUGACUGCAGGAGGAGUUGUGACGCAAGAAAAGGUGGAAGAAACAGCUGCAAAAGCCAUAAAUGUGCCAUCCAAAUCUAUGGCUUCAGAAAAUCUCCCUGAUGUAGAGACGUCCAAGUCUAAAGAAUUUGAAACAACGGCUCUAGAACCUGUAGUGGUGCUGGAAGACACGGCCAAAGUUGUUGAAACAGGAAAUGUGACAGUUUCUGAAUUGAAGCACCAAGCAGAACUUGCCAAGGUUGAUGUUGAGGUGAAAGAGGCCAAAGACACUGAACCAAUGGAGUUUGGGGUAACAGGAGUUGAAGUUGCAGAGACCAUGGAAGUUAAAAGUUGUGCUGAUAAAGGGGAAAAACAGUCAAAUCCAGAGGCUGUACCAGCCAAAUCCAGUGAGAGUCCACCAUCAACCACUACAGAUGAGACCAGACCAGAUUUGUCUCCGCCUAAACCUUCUACUGUUCCAUCUCAAACCACAGAGGGAGUUCCUAAGCCUUCAGCCAUUGAUACUCAGAGUCCUCAGACCAUCAUUAGAACUCCAGAAACCUCUUUCAAAGCUUCAUCACAAGUCCAGCAAAGUACUCUGCCAGAACCAGAAUCAUCUGUACAAGGGCUGGAGACCAAGACAAAUGCUUCACAAAUGCAGCAGCAGGCUGCAUCAAACUCAACUGAAGCUGCUGUAGAGGCAAAGUUGACUGUCGAAGGAGUGGAGACAAAAACAACGCAAAAAG
Molecule: messenger RNA, 841 nt
Organism: Seriola dumerili (greater amberjack)
Lineage: Eukaryota; Metazoa; Chordata; Actinopteri; Carangiformes; Carangidae
Product: mucin-5AC-like
Source: RefSeq, a predicted model, not a curated record